AUGACGGGUACGCAAUCAAAUCGACGAUAUGGAGCUGAAGCGUCCAUAUUGCUUAUCGGCAUGCGUGGAACUGGUCUCUCGACUCUUGCUUUCAUGGCAGCCAGAGCACUCAAAUUCCGGGUUGUCGAUUCUGAGCAAGUGUUCCAUCAAGUAACGGGUCUGUCACGGCACUCGUAUAGCUCGAAAUACGGGGCUACCGAAUACAGAAGACGAGAGUUGGAACUGCUGCAGUCGAUGUUGUCGCAAAACUCGCAAAGUUGUAUUAUUGUCUGCAGUCUUGGAGCCAUUCAGGGGACUGGACAGGAAUAUAUCGCCCAGUACAGCAAAGGCCAUCCUGUGAUUCAUGUUAUGCGGGAUGCCAAAAGUGUUCAAAAAUACCUGAAAAGUCGAGACAUUGAGACUGUGACCGAGCUCAUCCGACGUACUGAUCCAAUCUAUCGUCGGCUGUCAUCGUUCGAGUUCUACAAUGUGAAUGAUGCUUCAUCAGAUCACUGCGAACUCAACGGAAAGACCAACGAACAAGUUCCGGGAACCCUUACCCUGAAGCAGCUCGAGGCAGACUUUGUCCAACUUGUCGAGAGGAUAUCAUUUCAUCAGACGUACCCCCACGACGCCAGAGAACAUUCGUUCCCCGUUUCGCCAGAAGUGCGCCAAUAUACAUACGCGCUUCCGGUUCUGCUAUCAGAUUGGAGCGAAGGCUUUUCCCGAGUCGGAAACGCUGACAUUCUAGCAGACGCUUUACAGCUCAUAGUUGCGGACUAUCGGACUGUCCGUCAUGAGCAAGGGCUAGACGAUCUGACAGCUACGAGGAUCAGUCAACAAUACUUCCAGGCAAAGAGACAAAGCCAUCUUCCUGUCAUGUUUCACGCUGCACGAUACACAUCAACCGACUUUCAUGUUCGCAGCAUGAUCGGUCCUCCUGUGCCUGAUCAUGCAUACAUGCGACUACUCAACCAUGGACUUAGACUUUGCCCGGAGUAUCUCUGUAUCGAUCUUUCGAUAGAUGAAGCAGAGAUUUUGCGCCUUGUUGCAUCAAAAGGCUCCACAAAGAUUAUCGGGGACAUUCACAUCGAGGAGCCUGGAGUCGAUGGCUGGAACCAACCUGGCCGCAAGGAACUAGUUGAGAAAGCCCAGCGUCUUGGGUGUGAUUUGAUUCGGAUGUCGCAAGACGCACAGAACAUGGACGACAACUUUGCUGUCCGGAGCUUUGCGUACAAGAUCAAGACUGAUGUCGGCAUUCACGUUCCACUCAUCGCCUACAACACGGGACGCCUAGGUCGCACUUCCCAAUUCCUGAAUCCUAUAUUCAGUCCGGUAAUGAAUCCUGUGUUUUCUCCAAGUAGUCAUCCAGGACCUACACGAGAGCAGCUUCUCACGGUGCGCGAGUCUCAAGCUGCACUGUACUCGUCUCUGGUCCUGGAAGGCUUGAAGUACGGCAUAUACGGUAGCAAUGUCACCCAUAGCUUUUCACCACAGAUGCAUAACGCUGCCUUUGACUUUUGUGGAAUGCCACAUGAAUAUAGCAUCUUCCAACAUGCCACACUAGGACCCUUACGAGAAAUUCUUCAACGAGAAGAUCUAGGGGGCGUGAGCAUUUCGGCACCAUUCAAACAGGACGUUCGGCAAUAUGUCGACUCAAUGAGCUUUGAAGCUCAGGCGAUCGGUGCCAUAAACACAAUCUUGCCUCUGCGAUCAAAGUCAACGAAUCCUACAACUUUGCGAAAUCGAACAGGAAAGGUCACAGGUCUGCAUGGCGACAACACAGACUGGACAGGAAUCUAUGAAUGCGUGCAACGAAACCUUUCCCCAAUCAAUGCUAUCAAGCCUGGCACAACUGCGCUUGUCCUUGGUGCUGGAGGUAUGGCACGCGCAGCGAUAUUUGCAUUGAUUCGGCUUGGGGUCCGUACAAUUUUCAUCCACAAUAGGACGGAGUCCAAUGCAGUGAGGCUGGUCAAGCAUUUUCAGGGCAAGUCAUUCUCAAAAGAUCAGGAUCCAAAUUGCUACCACUCAGUGUCCAAACACGAUGAAGCCGCUGUGAUACGAGUACUCCAUUCAAGAGACGAGCCUUGGCCGACAAAUGUUGCAGCUCCGACAAUCAUAGUGUCUUGUAUCACAGUGCAGGAAGCUGAGGACAAGCCACCCGUAAAUUUUACGCUUCAAGAUAGCUGGCUUGAAAGCACCACAGCAGGUGUUGCAAUUGAGCUUGCAUAUACCCCUAUCGAGACGCCAUUCUUACAACAAAUUCGCAGCCUCGCUGACCAAGGCUGGAUUGCCUGUGAUGGCUUGCAAGUACUACCGGAACAAGGCGUUAAGCAGUUUGAGCUUUUCACUGGGAGGAAAGCACCACAGAAGCUUAUGAGGCACAUCGUGUAUCGCGUUCUACAUGAAGCAGAAGCGAAAACUUCAGACAGACCGCCGGCUUGA
Zasmidium cellare ATCC 36951 is the source of this 2424-nucleotide messenger RNA. RefSeq lists its product as uncharacterized. Gene Ontology annotation, biological process: chorismate biosynthetic process. Gene Ontology annotation, molecular function: 3-phosphoshikimate 1-carboxyvinyltransferase activity; 3-dehydroquinate dehydratase activity; shikimate 3-dehydrogenase (NADP+) activity. Bases 1 to 2424 code for a protein of 807 amino acids. The transcript is spliced from 2 exons. NCBI's taxonomy places the organism in Eukaryota, Fungi, Ascomycota, Dothideomycetes, Mycosphaerellales, Mycosphaerellaceae. The record is from RefSeq and is a predicted model, not a curated record.